AUAUGCAUUUCGCUACCNCCCGAACUGAUACUCGACUCGCUCAGUCGUAUCGAUUACACACCAGGUUGUCUCGAUGGUCUCCGCCUUGUAUGCCGCAACUUCAACAAACUCUUACGACAAUACGAACACAGUCUGGCAGUCGAGAUCAUCCGCCUACAGUUCCCGUCAGAUGUCCUCGCCAAACACCCUGGCCUCCAGGAACCGAACACAAGCAUCGGCUUCAACACUCUUGAUGGGCUACACACACGAAUCUGCACGUUGUCCCGUCUAGAGCGAAACUGUCACAACAUUCGAAGACGUGAAGUCAAAGAGGCAGCCUGGAUGAGGCCUGAAUGGAUAAACCUACAACAGGCAGGAAUGCAUUUACUGUACCGUCUUUACGAUGCUGGGAAUCACGAGAACAAAUCCCGAAUCAUCAGAUCAUUACCUCGUACUUCCCUCGCUAUUCUCCUGCUUACGCUCCACCUCUGUAUUCAACAACUCCGUGCCGACGGCCCCAGCCUUCUUAUUCCCACCUCACCACUCCUCCAUGGCAUGCUACGUUUCGAAGUCGAAGUCUGCUGUCAAGAACUCAUUCUCCAAUACGGCCCUAGCUUCCUAGAUGCCCUACUCUGUCACUGUCCCCACGCCAUCGCACUUCUAGAAACCGAAGUUCGAAACAUCGAAGCCAGACAACUACCUUCGGAAGAUGGAAGAGCAAGCGAAAAGACAUUGAUUGCAGAAUGCAGGUGCCGGCUAGCUGAAGCUUCAGGGACGAAUGUGGAAGACAACAGAACAGACAUGUGGAAUGUUUUGGAAAGGAUAGGGACGCUGGAUGAAGCAGAUGUUGUCAGAGUCAUCAGAGGAGAGGAACUCGUCGUCAGGAAGCGUCAAGACUCUGGUGUUGGACUGUAA
Molecule: messenger RNA, 894 nt
Organism: Aureobasidium vineae
Lineage: Eukaryota; Fungi; Ascomycota; Dothideomycetes; Dothideales; Saccotheciaceae
Source: the annotation of a GenBank genome assembly